CUUUUAAGAACAUAUUAUCUGUGAGAGACAAAAACGGGACCAGUUAAUGUGAAGGGAAUGAUUAAAAACUUAAAAAAGAGAGCCUGAAAGUGAAGAGAGUAUGUUUUGUGUGAAUCAUGCGUUGUCUUUAUCCUGUUUCCUCAUGCUUUGUCUUCUUCCAGCUUUUGUUGAUCACAUUCACAGCAACGCUUAUCAAUGUUUUAUUAAAACGAAGAUUCUUGUGAAAUUGGGAGCCAUAUGAUUAAUUUCACAGACAAUGAUCAGCUGUGGUCUUUCCAAGAUAAUUACUGUAAAGCACAAACAAACAUUAACAAUCAAAUAAAACAAGAGAAAUGAAGUGUUGUUUUACGAAGGGUGACAAAAAAAAAAUCCCCUUAUUUUAGAAAAAUACGAAUACAAACCCCUUGUUACUAUGCUAUAUUAGAUUCCUCUUGUUACCCACAUAGUUAGCAAUUUGCACCAAAUGAAACGUCAGAUAUGAUCAGCCAUUCCUUAAAAGAAAUUUGUAAGAAAUUGUUAAAAAGAUGGUUGCAUCAUAUGAUUAGUAUUCUUACUUAUCCAAAAAAGAUAAGCCAUUCCUUAAAUUGUGGUAAUAAGAAGAAAAAAAAACACACUCUUAUGCUCUGCUUUCUGUGGGGUUUGGUUCUUCUUUUGUUGGCCCAAUUCAUCAGUCAUCUGUUUGCUUAUACAAGCCUAUGUCUUCAUUUUCCUUUUGAUCCAAAUCCUUUUUAAUAACAAGAGGAAGUUUCUCUUUUAAUUUUGAGACUCUGCGUUGUAAUGUCCGAAUGUUGGCAAAUAUUUUUAAGGUUUUAUAUCUAAACACUAACUAACCACUUCUUUUGCAGAUUCAUGUCAUUCCAAAUUUUUAUUUCAAGUUCCUUAAUCAUUUUUUCACGAAACAAAGUUCAACUAUUUCGUGAGGAAAUAUAUAUAAAUAUUCCAUAUGGUCCGGAUCUUGUGACAUUGCACAUGUUCAAGGCAGCAAAAUUUGCGUUACUAAACGUUACUCCGCGACAGAUUCACAUGUCUUGUCGCCACUCAUGGCUGAAGCUUUGGCCGUUCGCGCAGCCAUAAACUCAGCCCUCUCCAGUAGACUCGAAGAAGUCUCCAUCCGAUCAGAUUCCCAAAGUCUCAUUAAUAUCAUCAACCGACAAGAGAUGAAGUCUGAAUUGUUUGGUGUUCUACGGGAUAUCUACUCCCUUCUAUCAGCAUUUAAGUCUAUUAAAUUUAGUUUUAUUCCAAGAUCAGCUAAUGUGCAGGCUGAUUCUAUUGCUAAGCAGGCCCUUUGGGCUUUUAACAAUGUUUGAAUUAUCCUAAAUGAAAUUUCAGUUUGAACAAAAAAAAAAAACGUUGCAUGUUUUGUCUUCUAAUGUUUUAAUGUGUAAUCUUACAUGCUAACAAGAAAACAUUUUUUAAAACAAAAAAAAAAACAGAACAAACUCAACGGAACUAGUUCGAUCUGUAAUCUUAACAUUUAACCCAAAUAAAGGAACGAGAUCUAUUUACACAUUUACUUAACAUCUAUACAAUUUAAUUUUAUCAACGAAUACCUAAAGACUUAAUAUAUCAUCAUCAAUCUAACAGAAAAGAAUACCUUCACUCAGAGCCAAUCUCAACUAUAUGGCUAGAAGCAGUAUAUAAAAAUGUGAUCUAUGCAUAGUAACUGAUUUUAAUUAUUCUUAAAAAAACUAUAAAGGAGCAUCAAACCCUCAACCUGUUAUGAAUAUAGCGACAACUCAACCACUAAUGCUAUUAAGACUUGUCUGCAAAAAUGUGACCGGUAAAAUACAUAAAUUCUGGCGGCCGGAAGCACAUGCUUCUCUCGCUUCCGUACUUCACUCAGAAUCGGUCUUGACAACUAUAUGGCUAGAAGCAAUAUAUAAAAAUCUGGCCUAUGCAUAGUAACUGAUUUUAAUUAUUCUUAAAAAAACUAUAAAGAAGCAUCGAAUCCUCAAUCUGUUAACUAAUGCUACUAAGACUUGUCUGCAAAAAUGUGGCCGAUAAAAUACAUAAAUUCUGGCGGCCGGAAGCAGAGGCUUCUCCUGCUUCCAUCAAGGCCGGCUCAGCCUUCACUACCGUAAAAAUGUAUGCGACUAGAUUUAGGAUGAUUAGAUUGAUAUAGGUUGAUGAGUCAAUAAUCAAUCAAGAUGAAUACCUACUUCAAAUUGAGAUUUUUUUUUUUGCGACUAAAUAAUUGCUAGAGGAGAGGGGAAUCGAACCUUUACCACAUGACAAUAGCACCGUAGCUUAUUCAAAUUGAGAAUUUGUUAAGUGGAGAAAGAAAACAAGUAAGGUACGUACGAGUCCAAACGACUCCAACACUCAAAUUAAAAUUCCUAUAUUAAGUAAAAAUAGAACAAAUAAUCUAACCAUUAAGCCUUCUUUGUCUCUACGCCUUAUUAGCUUACGUGCCAAAUGACAACUAGAUAGGCCACAUUCAUUCCAUACAUUGAUAUAAACCAUUUGUAUAUCCACUAAGACUCGUGCCGCGUAUAGCCAUCGUGACCACCAUUUUAAUAUGGCUACCUUCGUACCAUAACUCAUUUUGAGAUAUUUCCAUCAAUUUAUUUAUUUAUAUAUAUAAAGGUAAUAGACCAAAAUUUAUCAUUCUUCAGAUUUUUUUUUUCUCUUUCGACCCCUAUGGAGAUGUGUCUCUUUCAACGCUCAUCGAAAACUCAUUGUUCAUCUUCUUUUUCAACUAUCUCGACCCGUAUGAUAUAUUGCAUACUAUUUUCUGUUUUUACUUUCUUGGUCUACCUUCUCCUCUCCCUCUCGUUGUUUCAAUCUAAAGAAACUAUUAAUGCCUACGUCUUCUCUUCUAAAGAUCAACCUCAGAGCCCAACAGCGAUCGAUCACAUCGUCUUUGGGAUUGCAUCGAGCAUUAAGACGUGGCCUGCACGUAGAGAAUAUGUUAAGCUUUGGUGGGAUGCUCAGAGAAUGAGAGGGUGUGUCUUUGUUGACCGUCCCUUGCCGUCUUUUGUGAACCACACAAAUUCUCCUCUCCUUCCUCCGAUCUGUGUUUCCGAAGAUACAUCACGGUUCAGAUACACUUGGAGGAACGGUGACAGAAGCGCAAUUAGGAUUGCUCGGUGCGUGAUAGAAUCUGUAAAGAUGUUUAAUACCUCCUCAGAGGAAGUAAGAUGGUACGUAUUUGGAGAUGACGACACUAUAUUCAUCCCUGAAAACCUCGUAAGAACGCUCUCCAAAUACGACCACACAUCAUGGUAUUACAUAGGAGCAAGCUCAGAGAUUUAUUACCAGAACUCGUUGUUCGGACACGACAUGGCAUUUGGCGGUGGAGGGAUCGCUAUAAGCAGCUCGUUGGCUAACGUUUUAGCUAAAGUUUUCGAUUCAUGUAUCGAAAGGUAUCCACAUUUGUACGGAGGAGACUCUAGGGUUCAUGCUUGUAUGCUUGAGCUUGGAGUUGGAUUGUCUCAUGAGCCUGGCUUCCAUCAGUUUGAUGUGAGAGGAAAUGCCUUGGGAAUAUUAACAUCACAUUCAACGAGACCGUUGGUGUCUCUACACCACAUGGCCCACAUUGAUCCAAUUUUCCCAAACUCAACCACAUUCUCGGCCGUCAGCCACCUCUUCUCCGCCGUAGAACUUGAUCCUCUCCGUAUAUUUCAAGUCUCCGUUUGCUACGACUGUUGGCAUUCUUGGACCAUCUCUGUCUCCUGGGGCUAUGCUGUUCAGAUUGAGAGCAGGCAUUUAUUUCUAGGGGAUGUUUUGCGAACACAAAAAACGUUUCGAACAUGGAUAAAUUACGGCGGGUUGGCAAGAGUGUACACCUUCAACACAAGAGAUGUUCAUCCUGAUCCAUGCCAAAGACCUGUCACUUUCUUCAUGGAACAUGUUUCUUCUUCUCCUGGUGAUGGAACUAUUAAAAGUGUGUAUAAGCAAGCUUACCAGAAUUGCACGUACGAUCCCAUUUCAUCUCCUCGAAAAAUCGAAGAGGUUAGAGUGUUUUCAACAAGGUUGGAUCCGGAUAUCAGACAAUUGAAGGCUCCGAGAAGACAGUGUUGUGAUAUAUUACCAACUUCUUCCAAUGGUGGAAAAGUAUUGGAAAUUAGAAUUCGAGAGUGCAAAGAGGAUGAGUUCAUCUAUAUACAUCCCUAGUAGCAACGUAACUAAUACGCUAUUAAUAACCUCUUUUUGUUUGUUACAUUUGCUAUCCAAAUUUAACAUAUGUCGUUGCCAUAUAGGUUUAGUUAUUCUUCUUUUUUUUUGGUAAGAAGUUAUUCUUCAUUUUUGUAUACUAUAUAGUACUUAUUAAACCGUGACUCAGCUUGUUGCUUUUCAACUUUUGAGAUUUGUAGUUAACCUUUUUUGAUUAUUCAUCGGCCGUAACAAUAUGCUAAAAUAUUUUUUUGUAUGGAUAA
Molecule: messenger RNA, 4379 nt
Organism: Brassica rapa (field mustard)
Lineage: Eukaryota; Viridiplantae; Streptophyta; Magnoliopsida; Brassicales; Brassicaceae
Source: RefSeq, a predicted model, not a curated record